Anopheles cruzii is the source of this 2822-nucleotide messenger RNA. RefSeq lists its product as uncharacterized. The record is from RefSeq and is a predicted model, not a curated record. Lineage: Eukaryota; Metazoa; Arthropoda; Insecta; Diptera; Culicidae. Gene Ontology annotation, cellular component: membrane. The coding region runs from base 248 to 2584 and encodes 778 amino acids. The transcript has 6 exons.
UCUCCGCGGUCUGAACCAGCGAGUGUGCGUGCGUUUGUGGCUGCCAAACGCGGCCAGUUUGGCCAGCAGCUAGGCAAGCUAUUAAUUUUCCAGCCGAUCUUUAGUAUCAAAUCGCGCGCCAUCGUGUGUUUGUACAUCGUGUAUCCCAAGUUUUAGGUGGGAACAGUGUAUGGUAAGUUAGCACAGCGGGACCAGGACCAGUACCAGCAAGCAGUAGCCGGGACACCGACCGGCACGGGGCCGGGCCAUGGAGGAACGGAAACCGUUUUUCGAGGCCAAGCACUGCCUCUCGCUGAAAUGUGUCCUUUUUCUGUUCUACGGAGGUUUGGGAUGCAUCUAUCCCUUCCUGCAGUCCAACAUGGCGAAGAAAGGGUUCGCCUACGAUGAGAUCUAUUCGAUCUCGGUGAUCAUACCGCUAGCCGCACUCCUGGGUCCACUGGUGUUUGCCCUGCUGGCGGACAAGUGGGCCACCGGAAACGCGUUCGCCUACGGCAAACGGCUGCGCAUCCUGACGGCCGUCACCCUCAUCGCGUCGAUCGUGCUGUACGUGCUGCUAAUGUUCGCCGUGGCCCGGACGCCACCGCCGGAAGUGUGCCAGCCGCAGGCGAGCUUCCUGUGCAACCGGAAGGGGGCCUUCAUUGUGCAGGAAAAGUGCUCCGAUGGUGGCGUGUGCCACGAUUGGGAGGCGGAGAAGAGCGGAUUGCUGACGCUGGAGAACUGCACGUACCGAUGUCAGAGUGAGGCGCAGUUUGAGAGCAACUGUUACGCCCGGCAGGCCAAGUCGGCCCAGCUAGCGGCCUGGAUUCGGGAGAAGGAAGAGGACCAGGACGAUGGCACGGUGCUGGACCUGGGCAGUGGCCAGGGAACGGUGGGCCGUGACUCGGACGGCGAUGGGAUCCCCGACGUGAAUGAUCCGGAGUCGAGUAAUGAUCUCGACGGGGACGGCAUUCCGAAUGAUCAGGACCCGGACGAUGAUAAUGAUGGGUUGCCGGAUGACGUGGACAAUGAUGAUGAUAACGAUGGUAUUCCAGACGAUCAGGAUGUGGACGAUGAUAAUGAUGGGAUUCCGGAUACGUUGGAAGGCAAAGCGCGAUCGAACGAUCUUGACGGGCCGGAUACGUUAGAAGGCAAAGCGCGAUCGAACGAUCUUGACGGGGACGGUAUUCCGGAUGCGGAAGAUGAUGAUGAUGAUAAUGAUGGUAUACCGGAUGCGGACGAUGAUGAUGACGAUAACGACGGCGUACCGGACAGCCAGGAGACGGUGCUGGUGCCAACCGCAAUCGUGUGCGUCGACGGAGACGAGGAGGACGAGCUUUGCCACACGUACAGCGAGGGCGCGAUCCAGCUGAAGGCCAAAUUCGAUGGGCACGGCGAGAAGGACGAGGGCACCGAGUGCAGCUAUCCAUUAGACGGAUUCCGGUGCCCGUUGGACAAGGCUUGGGUUAAGGAACAGCCUGCCGGCUGCAAGCCCGUCGUCCAGUGUGACAUAGUCGAGCCGUACGAGGACGCUGAGAGCCUUCUGCAUGGAACCCUUUGCGAUGGAGACGAGGACAACGAUGGCGAUGAUGACGAGGGCGACGGAACGUUUUACUAUUACCUGUCGGUCCGCUCGCUGUUGGACUUUUUCCUGCUGGCCGCGCUAACGCUGCUCAACACGAUCAUCGUGGUGGCAACCCGUGACCCCGCGAGCGGAGUGGCCGACUUUGGGCGCCAGCUGGUGUGGGGUGCCGUGGGUUGGAUCAUCUUCUUCAACGAUGACUUCGAGCAACCGUACAUGGUGUUUGUGUUUCUGUACACCACGGCCGCCGUCAUACUGCUCAGCCCGCUCAAGAUGGACCUGUCGCCGGCCGAGGAUUGGUGGCAGUUCCGGACGGUGCCACAAAAGUUCCUGUCCAUGCCGCCCCUGCGGAAGUACUUCCAGCGCUGCUGGCUGCCGUUCCUCGUGGCGAUCGGUUUGGGCUCGCUGUGGAGUGUGAUCGAUUCGAUCGACGAGUCGCACAUCGUUGACCUGCCUGAGGACGAGGGCACCCCGAAGCAAUCGACUCUGUUUCGCACGUUUAUCCGCACGGUUCUGCUCGCUGGCGACCUGCUGGCCAUUCCGGUGCUCGUCUACUCGCGGCGCAUCAUCGAUGCGUUCGGCGCGUGCAAGAUCCUGGUGGCCGCGUUCCUGUCGCUCGUGGUGCGCUUCAUUCUGCUGGCCAUCCUCGACUACUCGCUGUGGGAUGUGGUGGAGGACUGGCUGCUACCGACCACGCUCGGGCUCACCUGGAUCACGCUGGUGCUGCACUUCCGCGAUCUGCUCCCGCGCAAGGUGUCCGCCCUGGCCCAGGCGCUCCCGGUGAUAGCGCACUUCGGCUUCGGGCGCUUCUUUGGCGCCCUGAUCGGCAUCGAGCACCACUUCGAGCGGCUGGAGAAUGACUACGAGGUGCUGGCCGGUGUCCUGUUCGGGGUCACCAUCAUCAGCAUCGUGUUGUACCGCUACCGGGAGAUCGUCCUCACGCACGUCGGCAAGUGCAUCCCGGCCCUGAAACCCGCCGAUGCCAACGGGUGCCCCGGCAAGGCGAAAGGGGAAACGAAUGUCUAGAAACCGAGCGGAAUAUGUGUGCCGAUUAGCUGCGGGCUGUUGGCUUCCGAUGGAAUCGAGCAUUUUGGCACCGCCGUGGGAACCGUUGGCCGUUGGCGACGAACCCGUACUUUGUGGGACAAAGUGCCCAGGCACCACGUGAGAGAGCAAGAUCGUGAGAAAGAAAGAGAGAGAGAGAGAGUUACCAAGUGUUGCUUUAGUUGCCGAGAGUUGUAAUAAAUAGUUUAACCACUGUGAA